Scylla paramamosain (green mud crab) is the source of this 7670-nucleotide messenger RNA. RefSeq lists its product as uncharacterized. The coding region runs from base 282 to 7064 and encodes 2260 amino acids. The record is from RefSeq and is a predicted model, not a curated record. Gene Ontology annotation, cellular component: cytosol. Lineage: Eukaryota; Metazoa; Arthropoda; Malacostraca; Decapoda; Portunidae. Gene Ontology annotation, biological process: tRNA methylation. The transcript has 15 exons.
UGUGGAGUGACGGUUCAAAAGUUGCACCCACAGCAUUCACCUGAUGUAAACAAAACCACGUGAAUCAGCUGAUGGCAUUCCGGGGCGGGCAGCUCCUUGCUAGAAUUCAUAAUAAGGCUGCCUCCUCUCUCAGUACCGCCCUAGUUUUUAACAUAUUGACGUAGAGACUGAUCACAACACCCAGAAAAAGAAAAGUCAAGCAUAGCACAAGGUUGCUACUACAUUUCCGUGACCAAGAUAACGCACAUAUACGGAGUUAAGCUGUGUGUGCCUCUGCUGUCAUGAGUGAAACAAAGCGCGUAAUAGAGGAAUUGUUCAACAUUAGUGAGGAUGAGCAGAAGAUAAAAGCAGGGUCUUGUAAGGCUGUGUGUUUGCUGGAGCCGAGGGAGAGAGGGUUACUGGAAGCACAGAUCACAGCCAGGCUGCAGCAUCUUUUGGAUCAAGAACCAUCCCAUGCCCUUAUAGUGUGUCAGCGCUGUGAAGGAUGUCCAGUCCUGCGGAGAGUACUGAGAGGGCCAUGCUGGGGUGCCUUGCUGAGAGUUUGCAGCCAGCACCUUGGGGCACUGCAGGAUGGACAGCCAUGGCCACCACCUCAUCUCCCAAGGGCUGUCAGGGUCCUUUACACUUUGCUGAAGGAACAACCCUUAAAUGACCAUCACCAGGACUACCACCAGAAGACUCAGCAAGAGAAUCAACACAUGACUCAACAGCACCGGCAUGAUAGCCAACAACAGGAACAAGAUAAUGACUCGCAGUAUGACGCACUAGCACUCAGGCCGCUGCUGGAGACAGCUCGUGUGACCCUCACCAUGGCAUUACUGGAUGGUGGCCCUUUGGCAUCUGGAAGCCAUGCUCUUGUGGCCUCUACAGCACUGUGCCUGUUGUUACAAUACUUAGAACAGAAGGGAAGCAUCAUUGCAUUUCUUAACACCCUCUGGAUCCUGAACCAUCUGGCAGAAAAGAGGAAAGUUAUGACAAAUGCCAUUUGUGGAAGAGAUACAGAGCUGAGAUAUAAUGAUGAAGAAAUGAAUGGAAUGAAAAACUAUUUUAGAUCACAAGAAGUCAAAGAAAGCACAACAAAUGAGACCAUCAAGAAAAGCAUCUCGGUAACAAGAUCCUUGAGGUGGGAAGAAACGAGUACAGCCAUUGAGUCUGCCAGGAAGGGAGAUGAAGGCAGGAAACUCAUGAGGAGGAACUUUGAGGGAAUGGAAGGAAGCUAUUCAUCCUCCACACUCCUCCUCCAGGGAAUGCUGAAUGCUGGAGGGAAAUUGCUGCUGCAGGAGAAUGAGGAAGAGGAGAGACAUAGAGGAAGGGUCUUUCUCUACUCCCUCCAUCCACUCCUUCUCAAGUUAUGCAGUGGAGGAGCUGCCCAGCAUACCUUUCAAGCUUUCCAGACUCUGUACCUCUGGAUCCAUGCUGUCAGAAAACUUGGUAAUAGGGAGAGAAGACCUACUGGGAGAACAAGAUGCCAGGGACCAGAGGGUGACUGCAGUGGCCAGGUGGAGGAAGGGAUACUGGAUACCCUUGCCACCACCACUGCCACUACUACCACCAACACCAAAGCCAACACUCCCACUACCCCCACUAUGCGAGAAGUGACACACCCCUCCAAGGAUGCACUGUUCAGCAUGACACCAGGAUCACAAGGCCCUGUGUUUACUCUUCUCAAUGCCAGCUGGGAAAAUCCUGCUAAAGGUGUGAGUGAGUUAGUAGUGAAGUGCAUGGAAGAGCUUCUGUCACUACAUGAGGAUGGGACAGAGGGAGCAAGGCAACAGCUGGCCAGAGACAUGCUUCAGGCUCUUCUCUUAUCCUCUUCCUCUAGCCACUCCACUGCCACCUCUGUCUGGACCAGCAAAAGUACCUACCCUCCCUUGGCUCUUGCUCUCACUCAUCUAGGCUGUCAGGAGGCAUUGCAUCUGUAUCCAUCACUGCCUACCAGCCUCAUCUCCUCUCUGGGGGUGAACCAUCUGGCGCCAGCCACCACCACUGUGUACAAGGUGUUCCUGGCACAGCUUGGAGUGGCAUCCUGGUCACAGCACUUCCUGACUCCCAUCUCUGUUGUGCUCUGCUCUCAGGACAGAUUAAUUCAACAGCACCUCCUUUCCUUGUGGCUCCCUCCAACCCUCAAGAAAUACCCAGGCAUCCACUGGGCACUCCUGGCAUCCUGCAGCAGUACCACUCCUGGCUGGCUGUCCCGCAUGGCACUGCUCAGGACAGCACGUUCAGUGGGUGCCCUGGAGCUAGGGGAGGAAGGAAGCAGUGCCUUCAGUUUGAGUAGUGAUAAUACCCAUGAAAAAUUCAGGAUGAAGACAGCCAGUGAUAGCAAAGGAGGUGAUUCAGAAAGUGAGAGUGAAGAGGCACUUAUUCUGCUGCACAUCCAUACUGCACUGAGACACAGAGAUGAGAAUGUUCGCCUGGAGGCACUGUCACUGCUGUGCCACACCCAGAAGACCUCCCAGCCAGUGUCUCACUUUGAAACUGUGUGCCUGCAAAACUUCCUGAGGUGGAACAUGAACGUAGAUUCAGCACCAUUCCGCCAGGGAGUGCUGAAGUGUGUGGCAGCACUUCUGGUGAGGCUGAGGGGUGCCACAGCCUCCUACUGCAAGGGUCAGAAUGCCAAGGGAGGAAGGUCUGCAUCAGAGAAAAGUGUAAAGGAAUCUACCUUAGCUCACAAUAGGAAUCAGCGGGGUGGAGUGCUGGAAGUCAGUCAUAGCACAGUGCUCAGUACCAGUGCUGAGUUGGUGCUGUGGCUGGUCAAAGAGGCUCAUCGCGGCAUGGCACCAGAUGCCAACUACCAGCGGCGCAUUCUGGCACUACAGCUGUACAAGGAAGUGUUACUGGCACUCCUCCCAUCCUCCACAGCUCUCCCUCACUUUGAGAAGCGAGUCACCAGCAGCUCUGACCCUCUCCUGCUGCAUCUCAACACCUCAGCAGCAAAGGCAAAGAACAUUUGUGAUGAUGGAGAUGUGAUGGGUGCGUUGCCAGUUGCAUCAUCACCUCAGGAAUAUAAUAGCAACAAAAGCACAUCUGGCUUACCUCUUAAUUGCCAUACAGGAGAUGCAGAAAGUCAUUUGUUAGAGGAGCCAUCACACCAGGAUACUCACAAAGAUAGAACCCCUAUUGACAAAGCACCAGAUAGUCUCAUAUUUGCAAGAGCUAUCAACAGUGCAAGUGAUGUGAAGGGAUCUGCCUCUAGACCACCACUUCAAGGUUCCAACAGUGACGACAGUACCACCACCUUCAACCUCCCUCCAAGCAACCUUCUACCCAGCACAGACUGGUGGAAAAACACCUUAGAUAGAAAAGACAAUGAAAGAAAUCCAUCACUGCACUCGGUAAGACCCGAACUGGACAUUUAUGGGGACAGGAAGGCUCUAGACCAGCCAUUAGUUGACCUGGCCUUCCCAUGGACACUAAACACACUUCUCAACCUCUGCAUAGAUGAAAUGAAUGAUGUGAGAGCAGAGGCCAGGGAAAUCAUCCAUAUAUUCACCUCACAAGGAAGGAUGGCACUAAGUUGCUCUGAGGGAAGGGAGUGGAUGAGUCAUGCCCUGAAACUGUGCGACUCCCCAAAGGCCAGUGAUGCUGAGAGUGGUGGUACCCUGGUCCUCACUGUGGCUUUCCUGAUCCCUGAGGAGCAGCUGAAUGAGGUGCUGGAGGGAGUGUCUGGUGUGGAGUCUGAGGACAGUGGUGGUGGUGGAGGUGGUGGUAGUAGUUGGGAGUCAAGUGAGACCAAGACUUCUUCCUCUCUGUCUCUGGCUGAGUACCUCCUUACCAGGGUGGAGUGUCAAUUAAGUGCUGCUAAGACUAACCUCCUGUGGGCUGCCAGACAUGCACCCAUCCAUGGCACACUUCAGGCUUUGGGGCAGUACAUCACUCAGAAGAAAGAGGAGGAACGGGAGGAGGUGAAGAAGAAGGCAGGGGAGAGGAAGAUACAGCAAGAGAAGGGAGGAAAAAAGAAAUUGAAAAAGGAAGAGAAGGAAGUGGUAGAGAAGGCUUUCAUUCCUGCAUUCCCUCCUUCAUUCCUUCCCUGCCUCACCUCCCUCCUACAGCACCUAGUGGAGUUUGUUCUGGACACUCUUGCCUCUACUUCCCCUCUCGGGUCAGCUGUGCCUCCAUCUUUUGCUGAAAUGGGGGAGGCUGUGAGGAAAGUGGUGGAAGAAGGCAAAGAGAAGCUGAAAGAGAAAGAGGAGAAGAGCAAUAAUGUAGCAUUGUCUCCAGUUGCAUCUUUACUGGAACAAGAAAAGGAGGAGGAUGGGGAGCAAGAGGAGGAGGAAGGAGGUUUACUCUCCACUGAUCAUGUUCUUGUGCUUUCCUGUUGCUGGCAGAUUCUUAAGAGCUGCUGUGAAGUUACCGGUCGGGUCAUCCUCCUCCUUGCCAGUGAACCUAACACAGCAGAUGACCUGAUCCGGGCCGUUGUGGUCAGGGUCCUGCUUGGCACUCGACACAAGGGGGCCAUGGAGGCUGCCAGGGCCACCUAUGCCUCAAUCUGGAGCUGCCUGUUACAGGGUACCACACUGGGAGGGGCAUUUGGAAUUCCUGAUCCUUGUUUUGUUGACAUUCUUCAUCAGCAGGUGGGUGAAGUAGUGCACAUGCUGGGGGAACCUCGAGGCACGUCCGUCACCCGGAGAGCAGCAGGUGUGGCCAUGAUGGUGCAGGCAGCGUGUGGGGCGGCACCUCGGCUCACACCCACACUGCUCACCACCACUGUCACCUCACUCACUGCCAUUGCACGCUCACAGGUGGGAGUGGAUGAGAGUGGCACUACUGAUGCCCCACAAGCCUUGGCUCUUCAUGUCCUCCAGUCUCUGGUCCUCCACUCUCCACUAGGCCCAUUCCUACACCCACAUCUCACUUCACUCACAUCCACCUGCCUCCAUGCCUUUGCCAGCCCUUCUUGGGCCAUACGAAAUGCAGCAUUGCAACUCUUUGGCUCACUGGUAUCAUCUUUGGUUGGCCAGAAGAAAGUGAGGGAUGACACAUCAGCCCUUAAUAGUCUUACCACACCUGAGUUCAUUUCCCGACAUCCUUCCUUGGUGCAUUUACUCUUAAGUGCUCUGAAUGGUGACUCAGAGUGCCACAUUGAAGAAGGAAAUUUCCAUGACAGUGCUGGUGGAGUAUUUGUAUCAGAAACACCUAAUUCUAAUGAUAAUAGUAAAGUGGCACACGUACCUGGAGCACAUAACACAGAUGCACAGAACCAAACUCACACACCCACACACAUGCAGAUACAUAUCAAUAGUGCCUCCAUCUUAGUGCCUGUACUGAGUCUUGUGGCCAGGCUUUCACCUGGCACUGGACUGCAACAAAACCCACAUCUCACAAGAACCCUCCAAGGACUCUGGCACUCCACUGCUUGCCUCCUUGGAUCUCCGGUUUACAAUGUACGCAGACUGGCAGCACUGGCACUUGUCUCCCUCACCCCAAGCAAUGAAGCACUCUCACAAGCCCUCAAGAUUCUUCUGAAAGUCUCUGAACCAGUUACUACAACUAACUUAAUUCAUGGGUAUUUGUUAGUCCUGAACAACUUGCUCCAAACACACCCCAGCCUUGUGGAGGAUUACAAGCUCAGAAAGAGUGCAUCUGCAUCACUCAUGUGGCUCUUUAGCCCAAGGAACAGGUGUCAUGUCAACACUGCCCUGGCACUCAAAAUCAUGAUGGUUUUAAACAUCAAUAUACUGGAUGCCUGCCACAUACCAGCACUGGGCUCCUCCCUCCCAGGUGCAGCAGAAUGUCGCUGCACUCUCACCCUCAUGAGGCUCUCCCAUUGGCCAAGAAACACCAUUGAGAGCUUGUUUCUGUCGGAAGCACCAAUUGGGAGUGACCUUUUGGAGAUCUGCUCUGAUGCCAUUCUUUAUGAGAUCAGAGACUGCCAUUAUGCCCCUUGGUUACUGAAGUGUGAAAGCUUCUUCUGGCACCAUCUUGAAGGAAGCUCUUUUAUGCCCAAGGCAGUGGCAGCAAUUCUUCAGUUCCUAACAGCCAUAAUGGAGAAGGUGGAGAGUGCUGGGUCAGGUAUUACUAAGCAGAGGCUGGUAAUACUGCUCUCCUGCAUGGAGGGGUUACAGGGCAGCAGUGCCACCUGUGCUGCACUUGUUCUAAUGGCACACCUCAUGAGGCAUCCAGCAAACAUCACAGAAGACAUCCUUGUGGCAUUUGCAGGAGUCAUAUUCCAGCAUUCACACCCCACAUCCUCAGAAGACCAUCGACUGGCAGCAUCAGCAGCACUCAGAGUUGCCCUCAAGCCAGUCCUUAUUUGCCAUCUCCAAGUCAGCUUAACUGUCAGGAAGCAGCUCAUUAUGUCCACUGUGGCACUGCUCCAGGAUGAGGACUCCUCAAUCAGGGACACUGCAACUGGCAUUGUAGCAGCACUGGUCAUGCCCUCAGGAGCAACUCAUGAUGAACACUCUCCUCACCCCCAGCCAAACCCACAUCCCAACCUGGCUCUGUUUGAGUUCUUCAGAUGGUUGGCCAACAAGAGCAUGGAAGACAAUGACUGGACUAUUCUGAGGAUACUCUGGGAGGUCUGUUUUAGUGAAAAAGGUUCAGAGUCUUUCCUGUCUGCAACAACUCUGACAGCCAGUCACUUACGUCUCUUCCAAUCCCAUGCAGCUAACUUGUACCAUGAGCCAAGGCAAGUCAGCAUCUCGGUGGGUGUGGCCUUGAUGAAGACUGUUGAAGAUCAUAGACAGACUUCUUUGUGGGAAUCACAACAGCAGAAUACCUCUCAGCAUAAACAUCAGCUAGGAAAAGACUACAAAUCUCAAGAAAAUAGCAACAUUGGACAAGACAGGAAAACUGGAAACAGAAACCCAUCUCAAUUUUCCGUGAGAGACUGGCUUGAGAAGGAGAGAGCCAAACUAAACUGUCGUGGGAAAGCACUGUCUAGCCUGGCAUCAGAUCAUAACUUCUGGCAUCACAGACAGUUUGCAUUUGAGGCAGGAGUAUAUAUGGUGUCCUGCAAGGUCUUUAAGCUACUGUGUAAGGUGUUUGGUAAGUCCCCAGAACUGACAUACCUUCUUGUCUGGAGUGAGAAAGGAUACGGCACAGUAGAUGAGAUGGGGUGAACUCAAUAAGUAAAAUGAGGGGAGUUGAUGUUUAGUGGAGUGGAAGAGAAAGUUGGAUAAAAGAGAUAUGAGAUAGAGGAAGGGCAGAAGGGAGAGAGAGGAGAGGCAGACAGGCUGAUAAAUCAUGUAGGGUGGUGGUUAGAAUGGCUGGCUCAUUCUUAAGAAGCCCUAUGUUCAAGUUCCAGGACUAGCAAGGCAGAUAGGUAAGCCCAUGUUCGUCUAGUAGUAUUUAGGUAUGGGAUGCAAGUCCAGUGGUUGUGACACACACACACACACACACACACACACACACACACACACACACACACACACACACACACACACACACACACACACCACAAAACACAACAGCACAUACAACAAAACAACACACACACAGCACAAAACAUAACAGUACAUACAACAAAACAAAACAAAACAAAAAACACACACACACACACACACACAAUGAUGAUGGUGCUGAUGACAUGUUCUAAGGAAUACUGUGUGUACCUGACUUACUUUUUACAUGACCUGUUAACUGCAUUGCACUUGAAGAAUAUACACUUGUUAAAUAUUAAAUGCACAUGUAUAAUUUAACACUUUAUAAUAAAGUACCUAAACUCA